AUGUUUUUGAGUGGCUUUCUGUCUACCCUGGCUCUACUUGUGCUCACCCCAAGUGAUGCAGCAAAGAUUAUCGGUGGGGAAGAAGUGAAGCCCCAUUCACUGCCUUACAUGGCUCUGCUGCUGAAGAGCGACAGACCGGUUUGUGGGGGUGUUUUUAUCCAUCCGCGAUGGGUUCUCACUGCUGCCCACUGUAAAAAUACAAGUAGGGUGGUGCUUGGCGUUCACGCCCUUGAUGAAAUGAAGAACAAAUCGUGCCAGAAACUAAACGUAGCAAAAAAUGUUCCACAUCCCCGCUUCAAGUCUUCGACAACGGGCAAUGAUGUUAUGUUGCUGAAGCUGGACAGAACUGUGAAGGAGACAAAGACUGUGAAGCUUUUGAAGCUGCCCGUGAAGGGCAAAGACCCGGCUGACAGAAGGCGAUGUAUGGUGGCCGGAUGGGGCAGAACGAGCAACACCGUCAAGACCAUGUCCAACGUCCUCAUGGCUGUCAAUGUGACUGUGAUGAACAGAAAGCAGUGCAAUGAGUACUACAAACAAAAGCCGGUCAUCAUCCAGAGCAUGAUAUGCGCUGGUUCUGAUGGUCAAAAGGAGGCCGACACCUGCGCGGGCGACUCUGGCGGUCCGCUGGUGUGCAACCGAGUUCUCACGGGAAUCACUUCGUUUGGACCAAGGUCUUGUGGUGGUAAAAAGCCUGGAGUGUACUCCUUUCUCUCAACGGAGCAACUCAGGUGGAUCAGAAAAACCAUCCAAGGACGUGAAAUAUAAUUGUCUAUUCAGUCCGCAUUUGCGAUAGUUUCAAUAAAUUUGGGGGAAAAACGGGCCGCUUGCAUGGCGUGGUGUGAAUGUUAGAUUGAGAGGUUUUUAAACUUUUUUCCAUCCAUAUAUU
Molecule: messenger RNA, 886 nt
Organism: Syngnathoides biaculeatus (alligator pipefish)
Lineage: Eukaryota; Metazoa; Chordata; Actinopteri; Syngnathiformes; Syngnathidae
Product: granzyme A-like
Exons: 5
Coding region: 1-765 (254 amino acids)
Biological process (GO): proteolysis
Molecular function (GO): serine-type endopeptidase activity
Source: RefSeq, a predicted model, not a curated record